AUGGACAUCCCUGACUAUAGGACACCUGAUGAUAUCAAGACUGCAAUCAAAGACCACAGGCCGAAAGGGAGCAAGAAUGGAGAGAUUGGAGAGAUAAGUCUUGUUUACGUCCUCAAAGCGUGGCGGAGGCAAGGAAUUGCAUUGACACUCCUGUCGGAAACCUUCAAGGAGGUGAUACCUACGAUGAACUUCCCUGUCAAGCAGUGA
Molecule: messenger RNA, 207 nt
Organism: Perkinsus marinus ATCC 50983
Lineage: Eukaryota; Perkinsozoa; Perkinsida; Perkinsidae
Exons: 3
Coding region: 1-207 (68 amino acids)
Source: RefSeq, a predicted model, not a curated record